This is a messenger RNA of Gordionus sp. m RMFG-2023, 4143 nucleotides long. Its product is annotated as zinc finger MYM-type protein 1-like. Lineage: Eukaryota; Metazoa; Nematomorpha; Gordioida; Chordodea; Parachordodidae. The coding region runs from base 281 to 3514 and encodes 1077 amino acids. The record is from RefSeq and is a predicted model, not a curated record. The transcript has 16 exons.
AAAUGUCAAUUAAAGAAAAGAUAUCUGUCAAUUUAUAAAUAUUAUACACUAUAUUUAUUUUUUUAAAUUUUUAGAAAAUUCAUUUACAUAAUGGGAUUUAGAUUUUCACAGACCUUUUGAAUAAAGAAUCCCUUUUAUGAUAAGAUAAUCCUACUCAAUUAACAAUAUAAAGAAACAUUUUUGGAUUUUAAAAAGAUAGGAGAAUUUUAAGAUUCAGCCAUCCACCGUCAAAUAAAGGAUAAAAUUAUGAUUCUCCAUCAUUCUUGAUGGCCAUCAGUGAAUGCCAAGUAACAAAACAAUAUAUAAAGUCAAAUGUGACUAUAUUAAUUGUAAAACUUCUAAAAUAAGAAGUGACAAAAUAAAUAACCAUUAUAAACAUAAACAUCCUCAUGUCAAGUUAUCUGAUAUCAAAUUUACAAAGAUAGCUAUCAAAAAGGAUAAUAAUUGGGUAUCCUUAAAUAAAGAUAUUCCAUUCAAUAUCACAAAUGGGGUUGAAACCAAGUUACAAAAAAAAUCAAUAACAUCUUACUUCCAAAAACACAAAUCUUUUAUUGAAGAUUCCCAAAUUAUAUUAUCUCAUACAAUGCCCAGUUCCAGUGAUCUGCUGAUUUUGAAUAAUGAGCUCAAAUCUUUUACUGAAGAUUCCCAAAUUAUAUUAUCUCAUACAAUGCCCAGUUCCAGUGAUCUGGUGAUUUUGAAUGAUGAGCAUGAAUCUUUUAUUGAAGAUUCCCAAAUUAUAUUAUCUUCUCAUACAAUGCCCAGUUCCAGUGAUCUGCUGAUUUUGAAUAAUGAGCACAAAUCUUUUACUGAAGAUUCCCAAAUUAUAUUAUCUCAUACAAUGCCCAGUUCCAGUGAUCUGGUGAUUUUGAAUGAUGAGCAUGAAUCUUUUAUUGAAGAUUCCCAAAUUAUAUUAUCUUCUCAUACAAUGCCCAGUUCCAGUGAUCUGCUGAUUUUGAAUAAUGAGCACAAAUCUUUUACUGAAGAUUCCCAAAUUAUAUUAUCUUCUCAUACAAUGCCCAGUUCCAGUGAUCUGCUGAUUUUGAAUGAUGAGCAAACACACAAAGUUAUUGAAAAUUCCCCAAUUAUAUCUUUUUUUCAUCCAAUUAUCAAUCCCAAUGCAAGCCAAAAUAUUUCAAACAUUAAAGGCCCAAAUAUUAUUCAAUUAUAUAAAAAAAAGGAGCCUAAUGACCCUUUUCAUUUCAUAUUCUUUAGAAUGACAAAUAUCUUGAUUAAUUUCAUAAUUUCCAUAGGCCCAUGUCAGCCAUGUUCAAAUAUAUUUCAAUAUCCUGUUACUCACAAAAGGAGCAUGAAUAUAUCCUAUUAUAAAAAGGUUAAUAUUGAUGGUUCCCUCAAACCAAGAAAUUGGUUAUCCUAUAGCACCACUUUAGACAAAGUCUUUUGUCUUUAUUGUCUUAUGUUUGGUGGCCCUAAAUCCAAUACUUUUUGGACUCAACUUGGAGUAAAUAAUUGGAAAAAUUUUAAGCGUGACUUAGAGAGACAUGAGUCAUCUUCUAUUCAUAAGGAUUGUGAAUACACCAACAUGACUUGGCUUGCAAAUAAGCGUAUUCAAGAUCAUUUUCUAUCAAAUAGGCUUGAUAUAAUAAUGGAAAAUCGUAAUAUAGUUCAUAAUAUUAUUGAUGCCAUUAUAUACCUUAUAAAAUGUAACAUAGCCUUUUGGGGCACUAAUUCGAAUGAAGGUAAUUUUAUGUGCCUCAUAAAAUUAAUGGCAAAAACGGUUCCAACUUUACGGGCAUACAUUGAUAACAACGAAAAAUUGAGGAGAAAAAAAUCAGAUAAAAUUUCAAGACCUUAUAUAAAUUUAUUGUCAUAUGGCCAUGUGAAAAAAAUUAUUGAAGUCAUUAAGAUAAAAAUAAUAAAAUGUAUUAUUCAAAAAAUUAAAGAGAAUUGUGCCUAUAGCAUCAUAUUAGAUGGAACAUAUGAUGUGUCUAAAAAAGAAUGCAUUGCUUUACUUGUAAGAUAUAUAGAAGAUGAUCCGCAUCCACAUCCUGUAGAAAGGAUCAUCCAUGUUUUUACAACAUCAGAAACCACCGGGGAAAAUAUAAAGAAACAUGUUUUUUCUAAGUUCAAAGAUCUUGGUCUUCCUCUUGAUUAUAUGGUUGGGCAAAGUAUGGAUGGUGCAGGGAAUAUGAGAGGAGUAUACAAAGGAAUGCAGGCUUUAAUAUUGAAAGAGGCUCCAAAAGCCAUAUAUAUUUGGUGCCAUGCACAUAGGCUCAAUUUAGUAGUUGCUCAUGUUUGUGGAUGCAAAAUAGAAAUGAAAAAGGUAAUGGGAAUAUUGGAUGAGUUAUAUAAUUUCAUGAAUGGGGUAAGACGUCAAGGAGUGUUUGUUAAAUAUCAAAUGACAAAGUCUAAAAAAUCUCUUAAAAGAAUAAAAAAUACAACAAGAAAUUGGUCAUCAUCUUAUAAAGCUGUAGAAAUUUUUUUAGAUGUUUAUGAACAUAUUAUAGCAUCAUUAAAUGAAUUAAAAGAUUCUAAUGACCCAAGCACCUCUUCUAUUGCCGAUGGAUUAUUAACAAGAAUUAAGGAUGAAGAUUUCAUAUUAAGUCUAUUUAUUUUGAAAGAAAUAUUGAAAUGCACACAUGAGGCUUGUAUUGAAAUGCAGGCAGUUGGUAAUGAUUUGGCUAUGGUAACUAAAUUAAUACAACACACAAAAAAUAAAUUACAAAGACUAAGAGCUAAUGGGGAUAAUAUUUUUUUAAAAUUGCAUUCCUUAUCUAACAGUUAUUUGAAAAAGAAUAAUGUUACAACGGAAUUGCAUAAUAUAAAAUCAAUAUUCAAAUUUGAUCAAACAGCAUUCAAUAAUUAUGUUAAACAAAAAAAAAACAAAUAUAAAAGGGAAAUAUUUUUCCCUGUGCUUGAUACAAUCAUUAAUGAUUUAAAUGAAAGAUUUAAUUAUGAUUGUUUAAAUUUUUUAUCUCAAAUAUCUCUUUUUACACCAGCUGGAAUUAUAGCCAAUGAUAGAAUAGAAGGGUGGCAAAUAUCUCAAAUUUGUCAUACUUACCAAUUAAAUGCUCAAGAUAUUGCUCGUGAAUAUAAUGAUUUUCGAUCUUUAUAUUUGGAUUCACAAGCAAUCAUUUAUUGCAAGGAUCUUUUGAAAAUAAAAAAGAAUGAUGGGUUAUAUAUUGAUGAAAGUAUUGUAAACGAUGAAACCGAGGAAGAUAUCAAUAACGAUAACAUAAUUAAUACAAAAAAAUGGAUAAAAUAUUCAUUUAUACUACCAUAUCGUCUUUUAAAUAAAUUAAAUUCUUAUUCUAAUUUAUAUUUAUUAUAUAAAUAUUUAUUGACUCUACCAACUACUUCUUGUUCAGCCGAAAGAGUGAUGAGCAAAGUCAAAAUAAAUAAAACUAGAAUGCGGAAUAAAAUUUCUGACCCCUUUUUAGAAAAUUUACUUCUAAUAUCCAGCGAAAUUGAUGUUUUUGAAAGAUUUAAAAUAGACGACAUUAUAACGCGAUUUGCAUCUACGUCUAAAAGAUUAACUAAAUUAUUAAUAAAAUAAGUUAUAUCUUUUUCACAGCUAAUUAUAUACGCCUUUUUAAUAAUGUAAAUUUAAUUUAAUAGUUUUUUAUAUCAUUCUAGUCCGGUGCAUAAUAUAAUACUAUAUUCAUUUUAUUUAAAUAUUUUAUAAUAGUUAUAUUUACAUAAAUGUUUUUAUAAUUCCAGUGCAAAAUAUAUUAUAUUCAUUUUAUUUUAAUAUUUUAUAUAAAACUUAUAUUUACAUAGAUGUUUUUAUAAUUCCAGUGCAACUAUAUUCAUUUUUUUCUCAUAUUUUAUAUAAAAGUUAUAUUUACAUAAAAAAAUUUAUAUUUCCAGUGCAAAAUAUACUCUAUUCAUUUUAUAUUUUAUAUAAUAGUUAUAUUUACAUAAAUGUUUUUAUAAUUCUUGUGCAAAAUAUACUAUAUUCUUUAUUCUAAUAUUUUAUAUAAAAGUUAUAUUUACAUAAAAAUUUUUUUUAUAUAAUAGUUAUAUCUAUAUGAAUGUUUUUAAUUAAUAUAAAGGCAUUAGUAUUUAUAGAAUCAAGCUAUACCUCUUUAAAAUUACUCAUUUUGUUUUUUUUACUUAAUAUAAAGGUAUUAGUAAUUAUAGAAUCAAGCUAUACCUCUUUAAAAUUACUCAUCUUAUAUUUUU